GCUUAUUUGCAAAAGCGGACGGAAACGGGGGGUGUUCAGGAAAUAAUGGCAUAAGCCGUGCCUCUUAAACCUUGCACGGAGGGAGGAGGAGGACCAGGGCGGCGGAGGCGAUCCGGAGACACCUUGAUGGCGAGUGUGGACGGGCGUGAUCUCGUGUCGGAACUCCAAGCUCAGGUUCUCGCUCUCCGCCACCGGGUGGAGGAAUUGGAGAAGGAGAAUGAGCGCUUGUGUUCCCAGUUAUCAAGAUGCCGGUGCUCCAAGGAUGGAAAUAUACCAAGUGCAGGGUUAUUUGUGGAGAACAGCUCACCAACGAACUGUGAACCAAGAGAGAAACCAGGUUGCCAGGAGAGGAGUCAGCAACGUGCAGGGAGAUACGUUGCUUUGAAAAUCAUGUACUUUGGCCAGAGGUUUUAUGGUUUUGCCUCUGAGGCUCAGAUGGAUCCAACUAUUGAGUCUGAAAUUUUCAAAGCGCUAGAGAGGACAAAGCUUUUAAUUGGCACUAAAGAGGAUUCAAUAUACUCGAGAUGUGGCAGAACUGACAAGGGAGUUUCAUCUACUGGCCAAGUAAUUUCUUUAUAUUUAAGAUCAAACCUCAAGGACACUGGAGGGUAUACCAAGAACCACACCACCACCUUGGAAGUAAGAGGUGAAAUUGAUUAUGUAAGGGUGUUGAAUAAAGUUCUCCCGGGGGAUAUACGAGUGAUAGGCUGGUGUCCUGUUCCAACAGAUUUUCACUCAAGGUUCAGCUGUCUCAGCAGGGAAUAUAGAUACCUUUUCUGGAAAGGAAAUUUGGAUGUAUCGGCAAUGCAGCAAGCUGCUAUGAAGUUCAUUGGGGAAUAUGACUUCAGAAAUUUCUGUAAGAUGGAUGCAGCAAAUGUGAAUAACUAUAGGCGACGAAUCACAUUCUUUGAUAUCUCUUCUUUAGAUAGGAGGUCCAUUGAUGUUGAUGAACUAUGGGCAGUGACAAUCAAGGGUAGUGCAUUUUUGUGGCAUCAAGUCCGGUGCAUGGUUGCAGUGUUAUUUAUGGUUGGUCAUGGUUUUGAGUCACCUGACGUUAUUGAUGUACUACUGGAUACCAAGAAGACCCCUAGAAAACCUCAAUACAACAUGGCCCCAGAGCUUCCCUUGAUAUUGCGGUUUUGUGAAUUUGAAGAUCUUGAAUUUAUUUGUUCAUCAGAGGCCAGGCGAACUUUGCAUGAACACUUGAAGAAUGAAGUCCAAAGACACAUGCUUCAGGCAGCCAUCUUCAAUGAGGCCCUAAGCUGUUUAUCGACUGCUGGUGGGCAUGAAUUUUCAUUGUAUUCUGGCCAAAUUUUUACAUGCGCCUUCGGGAAGGAAGAAUCUGCAGGACAAAGUUCAGAAUUUUCGAGGAAGAAGAAAUGUCACAUUCCUCUGCUGCGCCGUGCAACCGAGCCCUCAUACGAUGAACGACGUGCCAAGUUGGACAUGAAAGCUAGUCGUAAGAGCUGAAUGAGGCAGUCUGUUGCGUUUCAGUGGAAAUGUGGCAGUGUUGACUUGAUCGCAUGGGGGAGCUUGCUUCAAGUUUUGGAAGAACCAGCCAAGCUUGUACAACGAGAAAGAUGUUUUAGCUGUAUCGAACAAUCUGAUUAGAACACUUAAGAAAUGGAACAUGAGAGCUUAUUCAUUGAGAAA
Molecule: messenger RNA, 1653 nt
Organism: Musa acuminata subsp. malaccensis (wild Malaysian banana)
Lineage: Eukaryota; Viridiplantae; Streptophyta; Magnoliopsida; Zingiberales; Musaceae
Biological process (GO): mRNA pseudouridine synthesis; tRNA pseudouridine synthesis
Cellular component (GO): nucleus; cytoplasm
Molecular function (GO): RNA binding; pseudouridine synthase activity
Source: RefSeq, a predicted model, not a curated record